Microthlaspi erraticum is the source of this 396-nucleotide messenger RNA. NCBI's taxonomy places the organism in Eukaryota, Viridiplantae, Streptophyta, Magnoliopsida, Brassicales, Brassicaceae. The record is from the annotation of a GenBank genome assembly.
AUGGCAGUUGGGUAUGUGGCUUCGCACUUAACAUUGGCAUUUGCUCGGCGCCAUAGCAGAACUUUGGGGAGUCUACUACGGUUUUGGGAGCAACGUGUCCCACGACUUAUAAUAGAGGUGGAUUCAGAGAUUGUGGUGAAGAUUCUCCACUCAGGGAUCAAUGAUUCCCACCCUCUAUCUUUCCUAGCACGUCUGUGCUAUGACUUUUUCUCUAGGGAUUGGAUAGUCCGAAUCAUGCACACAUACAGAGAGGCGAAUCGGGUCGCCGACGAGCUUGCGGAUUAUGCUUUCUCUCUAUCUCUUGGUUUUCAUUUAUUUACCUCGUCACCCACUGUAACUUCGGUGUUGUUGAUGGAGGACGCUAAUGGCUCUUCAGCUCGGUUUGUAAACUUGUAA